AUUAAAAUUAAAGACUGAUAGAGGUCGGUGUUUAAUAUGUUUCAACCCAAAUGUCACAUGACCUGCUAUAAAACGCAUGCGCAGUUUCAAUACCGGAAAUAGAUGACAAUCCGCAGGUGUGUCAUGAUUGUCGUGGAGUUCACCAUUUCGAACAUCAUAAAACCAUUAUUUCAACUUAGUUUAGUGAAAACUGCGAUACUGUUUAGAAAAUUAGGGCGUGAAAACGUUUCCGAUGUUGGAGAAAUCAUUUAGACAUUUUCGCGAACGCCGCUCAUUCACAAUGUCCACAUAGACAACAUAAUUUGCAGCAUCGCCGCAGUGGUACUGGUAGCCAUUUUAAUCACUUGACCUGUCGACCCUGGUUCCAAACAGUAUUUUUACAACAUGGCCACGGCGAGUUCGAAAGGAGAAAAAGUGGAUGUUGCGUUGUUCUACCACGACAGCGAUGAGGAUAAAGCGAAGGAGCUACGAGGAGCUUUAGAGAAGCCGCAGGAGCGUACCUUCACAGUUAAAUCUUGCGAUGAUUUCCCAGCGGGAACGUACACGAUUGACAAUCAGAUCGACCUCAUAGAACACUCCUGGUGUGUGGUGCUGAUAGUCACUGAUCGUUUUGUCAAGGAUGAGACUAACAAGUUCGAGACUUAUGCUUCCCUACAGCAUAGCAUAGACGAAUGCAAGUAUAAGGUUAUUCCAGUGAAAUAUUCGAAGGGUAAUAUCGCCUUGAAUGCAAUACAAGGUGUUAAAGGCUCCGAUCCACUCGAUAAACAAGCAGGAAAAAUACGGAAAGCAGUAGACAAUUUGAAAAAGGAGUCUAAAAAACGGGAAUUACCGAUCAAGAAAUAUCAAAUUAAGGCAGAGCUUAUCCUCGACCGCGCCGUGGAACUACUUCGUCAGCAAUGUGACGUUGACGGCAAUAUGAAAGUCCUUCAUCAAACCAUGAAAGAUGCUGUUGAAAACAGAUUCGAGAAAAACCCAAAAAAGGACAUCAGGCUUGACACGGAAUGCUCUUGUCUCCGAGGCAAAUUAUGGAUGACGGAAAUCAGGCAAAAAAAGUAUUGGGCCGUCGCCGAUCCAGAACCUUUCAAUAACAUUGACAGAGGCUCAAGACACCAACACUCGGAUGACAUUCAUCAGCUGUACGAGCCCGGUGGGUUCAUCAAACUCGCCUGGGUGUUCUUGUUCAAGAAACCGAUGCCAACAGUGGACCUCUCCGGCUCCCAGAUACCCAGCUUGUGUGGAUAUCUGGACCGAGAAGCACUUCUUAGGCUGCUACACAGAUGCAGUGUGUUCGACAUCCCUGCUGAGAAAAGACCAUCGAUUGAAAACGUAUGUCAUAAAAGACACAUCUUUUUUUAUGUGGCAAUGAGGCUAGUAUAUAAUUAGGCCCAAUAUUAACUAGGCGGGCAAAUCACGAUUUGCCCCCAAAUUCUUUUCUUUUAGAACAUUUUGUGUGCGCUGCCAUGAUUUUGAAGUUUUGUAAAAACAAAAACAAGGGUGGAAGCCGUGAACGG
Patiria miniata (bat star) is the source of this 1511-nucleotide messenger RNA. RefSeq lists its product as uncharacterized. The transcript has 2 exons. Bases 385 to 1383 code for a protein of 332 amino acids. NCBI's taxonomy places the organism in Eukaryota, Metazoa, Echinodermata, Asteroidea, Valvatida, Asterinidae. The record is from RefSeq and is a predicted model, not a curated record. Gene Ontology annotation, biological process: signal transduction.